GCCGUCUCUCGUACCCCGCAAGGCGCCUAUGGCUGGCUCCCUCUUGUCGCCUCCCCUCUAAACACCGUCCCCCGCCUUCAUCGCAAUGAGUGGAAUACUCGACCAGUUGGCCCAGGAGUUCAGGGAUGUGCAAUUAGUGCGGUCUUUUCUCAUCGCGAGCGCUGCGCUGCUUGUGUAUGAUCAUGUGCUCACAUUCCCCGCUGAGGUCAGAUACAUCUGGCCCUCCGAACGCUCCCUCGGAAAGAGUCUCUUUUUGUUUAAUCGAUAUGUCGUUCCUUGUAUAGUCGCAAUUGAUCUAUAUGAGCUUGGGGGACUAGCAACAAAUCUUUCGGUCAAAGUUUGUAAAGUCUGGACACUUACAAACGCUCUCAUCAUCAUCGUCAGCCUCGCAGUUGUCAAUCUAAUCGUUGCCAUCCGGGUACAUGCGUUAUACUACGGCGCAAAAUGGGUUGCAUGGGUAUUAGGUAUUACAUGGUGCCUAUAUGUUGGCGCCACCCUGGCGAUCACUCUCUACCUCAUGCUACAUGAAAUUCUACCAACGGUAACACCGAUUCCCAUUGUUAACAUCUGCUUCGGCACUAUCCCACGCUCGUUUUUUUCCAUCUGGUUACCCGCGGCGUGCUACGAGCUGGUAACCGUGACCAUGACAUUGGCACGGGCAUGGCACCACGUAAAGUCUGAUGAAACAACCUUGAUUGCUUACAUACUUUACCGUGAUGGUUUUGUUUACAAUGCAAGCAAAUUAUUCGUUCUGGCCGCAAACAUUCUCGUAUUCGCGUUUGCCGAUACAUAUUUGGUUCUUAUGCUGAGAGAAUGGGUUCUCGUCAUAGCCAAUAUUAUUGGUUCGCGCAUGUCAAUCAACCUACGACAAGCACCUGAAAAGAUGGCAUCCAGCCAUCAUACGGGCGAUAUCUUCGAAAUGCGGGCUGCACGAGGAAGUUGGUCAGUCGCACCUGUCACACGAUCACAGGAUCUUCUGGCCAGUACCGCUGGAGUCAAUCGGAUGCAGUCGAUCCUCCGCAACACGAGUGCUACCGCCACACAUGGGAGUGUGCGGGUGGAGAUCGUGAAGGAGGCAGAUUGGGAGGGAGAUGGUGAUCCCCCACCGGGUUGGGAGAAUGAUGAGUGGGAUGACCCCACAGAAAAACGCGAUUCGGAGCACUCGGAAGCGUCCUUGAUUGAUGCUAAAUUUGGGAUAGCAGUUUGAUUUGCCAGGACUUCUCAGGUAGUAUCUGUCCCUAUUUGAAUGGCUCCCAAUAUCGUACUCACUGUGUAUUGCGACCACUUUGGUCAUGUCGUGCCUGUCAUUACGUGCUUAUCAGCACUAGUAUCGUGUAGCAUUAAUCUAGAAAUUCUCAGGUUCUGUGGUACAGGGUAGCCAUCGAUGACUAUGUAUGGUCAAUCUCAUGUGGU
Dacryopinax primogenitus is the source of this 1413-nucleotide messenger RNA. RefSeq lists its product as uncharacterized. The transcript is spliced from 17 exons. The coding region runs from base 86 to 1207 and encodes 373 amino acids. The record is from RefSeq and is a predicted model, not a curated record. NCBI's taxonomy places the organism in Eukaryota, Fungi, Basidiomycota, Dacrymycetes, Dacrymycetales, Dacrymycetaceae.